CCAAAAACAUGAACGGACCCCGUUGAAGUCAACAUCGUCUUCAGCUGAAAGGCAUCCUGACGGUGAUGACGACGGAGGUGCUGGCGUUUUGGCUGAGCCAAAUGAUCAUGGCGAUGGUGUUAGUGAUGCAUCGAAUGCAAAGAAACGGCGAUUAGGCGACAGCCAGAAUAUUUCGGGUNCAACUCCAAAAAGAGACGCUCUCAGAAAUGAAAUUGGCUCAGAAACAGUGUUGCGACAAACCGAUGGCUACAAUGACGAUGAUGGAUACGAGGAAACUGUAGUUGUUGAUGAGUUGGGUUCAAUGGGCUCAGACGAUCGACAGUUGGACGAUGAGGAUUUCGAACCUGGAGGAAGUAUGACACGAAGUCGUUUCAUAGAAACUCGACAGAAGCAAGGAUAUUCCGGUGGUGGCGGUGCUGGUGUUUCGGGGAUGUCGGCUAGAUCUACGCUUAGGUCGAGAAUUUCCGUAGGUUCAAUCUUACCACCGCCAACGAUAAGUAUGGAGAACGCUGUGCCAGCAACCGCACCGCUGCUCACGACAGAUCGUACGAAAAUCCGUCACAAUAAGCGAAAUAAAACCGAAGAUAGAGAUGGAAAAGAAGUAGCUGAACGUGUAGUGGUGGGUCGUCGCUAUGAUCGUAUUCCAAGCGUUUCGACACCUUCGACCACUGCGGUCAGUACAAUGUCAUCGUCAUUAUCAUCACAUCAACAACCACGGAUUUUGGAUCGUCGGUCUGGAGGANCACCACGGUGA
Molecule: messenger RNA, 754 nt
Organism: Anisakis simplex (herring worm)
Lineage: Eukaryota; Metazoa; Nematoda; Chromadorea; Rhabditida; Anisakidae
Source: the annotation of a GenBank genome assembly